UUUUGCAGUUGAAGUGGGAAAUAAAUUAUUUUCCAUGGAGUUGGUGAGCCAGCCAGCCACUGACUAAAACAUUAAAGAAAAUAUUCAAAAGCUGUUGAAAAAAUAUGCCGUAGGAAGGCACUUGCAUGUCUUCUUCUUCCGCGCUCGAUUAAAGGAGAACAGAAGAGUUUCGACCGGCGAUUUCUACUCUCCGUCAGAUUCUGGUUGUUUCCAGGAGAGCCAAUUCCAUCGCCACAGCUACGGGUUUCGUCCAGCGACAUACGCAGAAGUGAAGUCACUCUUUCUAUCGCAGCGCUCUUCUCCCCCCGCUUUUUGAUCGAUCGUCAUGUCUUUUUCCUUCUUCAAGCCGUCGCGGCCCAAGACGCCGCAGGAGGUGGUGAGAGCGAUCAAGGAUAGCCUUAACGCCCUCGAUACCAAAACGGUCGUCGAUGUUAAAGCCCUCGAAAAGGCAUCAGAAGAAGUUGAGAAGAAUUUUGUGUCUCUGAAAUAUAUGCUCCAGGGAGAUGGAGAGGUUGAACCAAACAUGGAACAAGUUUCACAGCUAGUCAUUGAGAUUUGCAAGGAGGAUGUGCUUACACUUAUGGUUCACGAGUUACUCAAUUUAGGAUGGGCUGCAAGAAAGGAUUUAGUCCACUGUUGGUCAAUAUUGUUGAAGCACAAGGUUGAGUCGACACAUUGCUGCGUAGAAUAUAUUGAGAAUCAUUUGGAGUUACUAGAUUUUCUUGUUGUAAGCUAUGAUAGCAAAGACAUUGCCUUGAAUUGUGGACAAAUGUUAAGGGAAUGCAUCAAAUUUCCAACGCUGGCAAAGUACAUCCUUUGUGAUUGGCUACAAUGGUCUUUCAGAUACAUAUUAGAUUCAGCCUGCUUUGAGUUGUUCUUCAAAUUUGUGGAGUUGCCUAACUUUGACGUUGCUUCUGAUGCCUUCUCUACUUUCAAGGAUUUGUUAAGCAAACAUGAUACCAUAGUUGCAGAAUAUCUUACUGCGCACUAUUCUGAGUUCUUUGAUCUGUAUGAUAAACUUCUCACAUCCCCUAAUUAUGUGACAAGAAGGCAAUCAGUGAAGCUUCUCUCUGAGUUCCUUUUUGAGCCUCCAAAUUCCAGCAUAAUGAAGCGCUUUAUUCUGGAAGUUCACUACUUGAAAGUGAUGAUGACAUUGCUUAAGGACUCGAGUAAAACCAUACAGAUCUAUGCUUUUCACAUUUUCAAGGUCUUUGUUGCUAACCCAAACAAGCCACAAGAAGUGAAAAUGAUCUUGGCCAGAAAUCAUGAAAAACUGGUGGAAUUGCUCAUAGACCUCUCAGUUGGGAAAGGUUCAGAGGACGAGCAAUUCGAAGAGGAAAAGGAAAUGAUCAUCAAGGAAAUCGUAAGACUGUCUCGCGUGCCUAAUCUUCUUAACGGAUAGGGCUGCUUAUUUGUUUCCGCGGUCAUUGCCCUGGAUUUCGUAUUAUUAUCAUUACUACAUGAAGAUUCCCUGCAACUUUCAGUGUUUUGUUCGACAAAAGAGAGUUGUUUCUGUGUUUGAGGUUUUGGAGAGAGCCAUGCCCAUCUGCAAUUCUGCACUCUUUCUUCCCUUUGCCAAGUAAAUAGCUUUUUAAGUAUAGAAGGAGAAAAGAAAAUGCCAUCUUGAUUCUUUUACUGCCUCCCGCCCUAUGUUUGUAAGCAUGUCUGCAGUAUUAAAAGCGAGAAACUACUAUCUUUACCUUUUCAAUCUAAACGUUGUGACAACUAUCAACUAUCUAUGCAUUAUCCCCUGCUGUAUUCGUC
Messenger RNA from Linum tenue, 1764 nucleotides. NCBI's taxonomy places the organism in Eukaryota, Viridiplantae, Streptophyta, Magnoliopsida, Malpighiales, Linaceae. The record is from the annotation of a GenBank genome assembly.